Messenger RNA from Cooperia oncophora, 1560 nucleotides. The record is from the annotation of a GenBank genome assembly. NCBI's taxonomy places the organism in Eukaryota, Metazoa, Nematoda, Chromadorea, Rhabditida, Trichostrongylidae.
UUGUCCUUUGUUGAAAGUUCAGGAAGUAACUCCGUCUCCCUGGCAGUACAUGUGGCUAGCGGCGGCGCGGCGAUCGCGACGUCGCAAGCGGCACCGCUCCUGUAUGUUCAUUAUAUCGUUCAGACGACAACGGCAUCGUGGAUGAUAGUACGUGAUGAUACCUUCUUGCCUGACUCUAUCGAAAACCUUGCCGCACGGCGUCCACGAAUUCCAAUUAUUAUUGGCACCGUGCAAGACGAGAAUGCAGAUUACGCUUUCAAACUUAUUUCAACUGGUGAUGCAAAUGAGAGCCAAGGAGAGAUGUUUAACAACUGGAUGUUGGAUUUCGCCCGUCAAAACCGACUUAAUCCAGCUACUGCUAAUCAGGUCUCUCAAAUUAUCUCGCAGAACUACAAUGUUACUCCAAGUGGACCGCUGUACGACCCGAGCACAUCCGCCCCGCAGUUCAAUUACAAUGGCAAUCAGAUGCCCAACAGUGGAUAUCAGCCGAAUGGCGCCAGUUACGGUAACCCCUACAACAACCCGACGGAAUGUCAAUGUCAGCAAGUCGCCGGUUGUGUGCCGUGUGGCCAAAACCCAGCAGGCGCUACGAACGGAAACCAAUAUCCUAUAUACUAUGACCAGAACGGAUACAGCACCUCAAACGGAGGUAAUGGAAACUCUGCUGGCGGAUAUCACACCCAGACCUACGGCAACACCAACCAGAAUAUCGGCUUCGCUAACCAGAACAGUGGUUACGGCAAUCAAUAUAAUGGUGGAUACACGGAUCAGAACAACGGCUACACCAACCAAAACAACGGCUACGUUAACCAGAAUGGAGGCUACAGUCAGGGUCAGCCAGCCGGCUCUGCCAAUUAUCAAGGCAGCAAUCAAUACCAAGCGGGUUCUGCCAACCAGUUCGGUGUGCAAUAUGAUCAAAAUGGUGGGUUCAAUACUCAAUCGGCAGUCAAUAAUCCCCAAACUAUCGCGUCUCUGAAAUUUCAUCCGAUGCGGGUACUGUAUCUCAGACGGCUACUGAAAUCGAUACGUUUCAUGCAAAAUGGCAACCAAUACGUUAGAGUGUAUCAGUUCACGCAUGUGACUGAGCUUGGCCGACAAAAUGUGCCCGAUACGGGAUCAUGGAAACGUGAGUACUGUUUACAAGGACAAGACACGAUAUUUCUGUUCAUGUCUGAGACGGUCUGGAGCUCGGGCGCUGGCGCCAUGCCAACAUCAGAUGACCGCCGUGUGGCGGAUCAAAUGGGCGAGAAAUGGACACAGUUUGCAAAGGAAGGCCAAGUGCUCAAGUUGGCAGGCUCAACUCAGGACUACAGCUACUGCAACUUGAACCGACAACCGACUGUACAGACUGGAUAUGCACAGGAAGCACGGAAUGUUUUCAAUAAUCAAGUGGACCCGAUAAUACAGCAGGCACAUAACGCGCCUCAGUAUGAUGCUCAAACGGCACAAACGCAGCCAACUUACAGUACACCGGCGUUCACUCCGGGAUCCGCAAUGAAAACGUCAAGUAUCAAUCAAAUGGACCGCAAUCAAAUACAUUCCAAUUCACGUAUCAACUGA